UUGUAAACCAAAAAGAAGCCAAAAUCCUAAGGGUUGAUGAAUCCAUAUUUUUAGAAUUUGAUGGAUGAAUGGAAACGGAAAGAACAAGAAUGAAAGAAGGUUAAAGAGAACAACGAAACACGCGACCUUCUCGUUGACUUCGGAUUGUUUUGAUUGUGUGCAUGCCAAGCUCGUUUGUAAACACAGAAGUAAAUCUAAAAACAUAAUUCUUGUUCGGUCAAUAGAAACUAGAUAUUAGUGUAUUUAGUAUCUAUUGUCCUUUUUAAUGGAUUGAGACCCGAGUCUUUGUCUGGCUACGAUUUGUUGUGUUCACAUGAGGACGCAUGAUCAUGGACUGCAGAUAGUGAAGAAUGGAAAUCCAAUGCUGUUUUACCGGAUAUAAUGAUAACCUAUUAACGCGUGAGCUCUAUACUAGGACUUGCUGACACUUUUAUUCACUAUUGUGUCACACAAAAAUACAGACCAAAAACUGAAACACAAGCUGGUUCGAAGGCAAAUUGUAACGUCAUUUGAAGAGACUCAUUUGUAAAGAAUAUGAAUUUUCUUUGCUGGGGGAAAGUGCAGAAGAAGAAUGAGAAUCAGAAGAAAAACAAAUUGGAAAGGCUUCCUCGAAGUCAGCGCGCAGUACAUGGGGUUGGACACGUUUUGAACGACUUGGUAUCGAGCGUGUGGUUCAGCUACUUGAUCAUUUACCUCACCAAGGUUGUUAAACUUUCGAACCGACACACGGGGCUAGUAAUCCUUCUCGGGCAAAUUGCGGACGGGAUUUUCACUCCCUUCAUUGGUAUCAUCUGCGACAGAACUGUAUGUCGAUACGGACGAAGAAAAAUAUGGCAUAUGAUAGGGACAGUACUGGUUACUGCAUCGUUUCCCUUGCUUCUGAUCCGUUUACUUGAUCAGACGACAAGUGAUAUUCUGAAAAUGGUAUACUAUGUUGGGAUUGCUGCUGUUUUCCAGUUCGGUUGGGGGUGUGUGCAGAUUAGCCAUUUGUCUUUGAUUCCAGAGAUCUCACGCAGAAAGGACGAGCGAGUGGAACUGAACGCCAUCAGGUCCGCCAUGACCUUUCUUUGUGGUAUUUACGUGUACGGCGUCACCUGGAUUUUGCUUGGCCAAAGUUCUGAACACAAAAUAACCCCAAAAGUUUGGCAUGAGUUUAUGUAUUUAUCUUUUAUCAUCAUCGGUACGGGAAACUUUUUCAACAUUAUCUUCCACGUGGUUAUAAAAGAACCGCUGUCUGCUGGCUACCUAAAACGACAAGAAUUGAAACUUAGCGAGAUAGAACCAGGAGUGACGGAUCAGGUGAGUGUACUUCCUGAUCCCGAUCAGAAUUCGUCCAAGAAAGAUUUGGUAACGAAAUCGUUUGAAAAUGCCGCACUGGAAGCCAACCAAGAACUCGAAAUUUGUUGUAACGGUGUAACGAGCGAUGGCGUGACAGGUAUAAAAGAUAAUUGCGUGACCAACAUGAAUAGUUAUCCACAGUCUUUUCAAAGAAUGGAUAAACCGAUAGUUUGUCAUCAUGACAUGACGACCCUAGAAGACCAUAGUGUUACAGUUGGCUCCAAGAAGAGCGAUGAUUGCGUGACCAAAACUAAACCUCGCCCUAAAUCUAGAUCCGAUUGGCUGAAAAAUUCUGCUCUUUACAAGACAGCAGUAGUUUACAUGUGUACCAGACUAGUGGUGAAUAUCUCUCAGUCUUACCUUGCUCUUUACCUCACACAGACGCUGAACUUUGAAAAGGAAGCCAUUGCUUACUUCCCUCUUGUCGUCCUCGUCAGUGGAGUUUUAUCAAGUUUGGUUGUAAAGACUUUAGAUCGAAAUCUCGGAUCCAAGAUUACAUACAUAUUUGGUGCAACCUUGUCUCUUGGCGCAUGCGCAUGGUUCUACCUGCAGACUGUUGACAUGCGCAAUGGAGUCUAUGCAGCUACGGUGCUUAUGGGCAGCGGUGGUUCUGUGAUGUUGGUGACGUCAUUAUCAAYGAUUGCUAAUCUUGUAGGGGACGAUAAGACAUAUGGGGCUUUUAUCUAUGGUGCGAUCAGUUUCAGUGAUAAACUGUCCAGCGGUAUUGUCAUAGCAAUUAUCCAAGAGCUCAACCCACGUGAACACCAAGUAGACGAAUGUUCAAAAUGUGACAAAUAUGUUCGUCAGGUACAGAGUAUAGCUCCAGGUGUAGCUGCCUUGGCUGGCUUUCUAACAGUAGUGUUCUUUUACAAGUCAAUCUUUGUUUGUCAAAAAAGAGUUGAGUCACGUGACGCUACGGUCCAGGUGAAUAUGGAUCAACCGUGGACAGAAGAAGAACAAGACUUUUCAUCGAUCACAAAUACCAACCUCAAUACCAACAACGACCCCCCAGCACCCGCUACUGCAGAUUGCGUUGCUCAAAUACACUGUUACCACGACAACAGGAUUGCGCAACUCGAGAUUGAAACGAGGUUUUAACAGUUGGGUACUUUCUAAAUCCAAGGGGCUCGUGGUACAGAAAAAAUAAUAUGAAGGUUCAAAAAGAUUUUACUCAAUACAUUUGCAUGGAAUUAAGCCGAAAAAUAAUGUAUAUUAUUUAUCUUUCUUUUGUAGAUUUGAAAUGAAAAUUUCAUGUAAAGCAAUGCGUGAUAUGUGUACUUUAAAAUAAAACAUAUGCUGUUAAACAAUAA
Actinia tenebrosa (Australian red waratah sea anemone) is the source of this 2648-nucleotide messenger RNA. Its product is annotated as major facilitator superfamily domain-containing protein 12. Gene Ontology annotation, cellular component: plasma membrane. The record is from RefSeq and is a predicted model, not a curated record. Gene Ontology annotation, molecular function: symporter activity. Lineage: Eukaryota; Metazoa; Cnidaria; Anthozoa; Actiniaria; Actiniidae. Gene Ontology annotation, biological process: carbohydrate transport.